Messenger RNA from Oryzias melastigma (Indian medaka), 3017 nucleotides. RefSeq lists its product as uncharacterized. NCBI's taxonomy places the organism in Eukaryota, Metazoa, Chordata, Actinopteri, Beloniformes, Adrianichthyidae. Gene Ontology annotation, molecular function: zinc ion binding. The transcript is spliced from 5 exons. The record is from RefSeq and is a predicted model, not a curated record. The coding region runs from base 766 to 1608 and encodes 280 amino acids.
CGUCUGUGUGUGUUUGUGUGUACAGGUGUGUCCGUACCUGUUCUGUCUAAAUUGUUGGAAUGUUUGUGAGGUCUGAAGACACAAAAGUGUCAUUUUGAGGUCGUGUAGGGUUAGAGAUAAAUAAAUGGAUGUUUUCUGCCACAUGAGUGCAAAUGAUGUAAAGCAGUAAAAGUUCUUUUUAACCUGAAUUUCUCUUUUAGCGUCCUCUGCCUCCAUCUAGUGGUGAGUUAUUGUAACGACAUCUAUUAAUUUUUCUAUUUUUUUUUUUUUUUUUUUUUUUAAGUAAAAAUGAACUUUUUUGUGUUGUAAUGUGGAGUAAAAAAGUUCCAUCUUUUACUGUACACUAUAACUAUUUCCCAUGAUAACACAGACACACUGUGUUCAGUUUCAGGACAGAACUGUGCGUGUUUCUGUGUAUUUGCAUUGAGGGUUUUAUUGGGUGGAAUAUAGGCCACAUUCUUCUGUUGGUGUCGUCGCCCCCGGCCUUUAUUGAUGCUGUGGAGGUUGGUUCUGUCACGUGGGGGCAACAGCCGCCUUUCACAGCAAGAAGCAAAAGCUGGCAUUUGUGCUGGAGCAGGUCUGGACGGCGUGAGUCAGAAGGGAUGGACAUCUUCGGCUCAAUCUGCUCAGAAAAAACAACUUUGUGAGGAUUUUAUUCACUUUCUUCCAUGUUUUGUUCUGGAUCUCUGGGAUGCGAAGGCUUCCGCUGAAGGAGCUGAACGUCAGAUUUCAGGACUGAGCUUCAUGGUCGUGGGGUGAAGCCGGAUGGAGAACGAGGAACCCAACGCGGCGCUCCCCCUGUCCAUCAAGAUGCUGUCCUCUGAGGUCAAUGUGGAGGAGCAGGCCCAAAACGAGACCAACCUGAACUCUGUCAUGGAGACGUCAAACCUGGCCCAAAUCGAAUUCCGAAUUCAGCAGCUCCAAGGCCGACACCUCCUCCUCCAGAAGACAUUAAGCUGUACCAAGAAGGAGGAACGAGUUGGUGAAGGCAGCAGCAGCAGCGCCGAACCCCCCAGUGAGGAUGGAGAGCAGCUGGGUGAGCUGGAGACCAUCCAGAAGGAGCUGCUGGAGCUGCAGGCCCUCAAGGACAACAUGGUGGCAAAAGGAGCCAACUUCAUAGCCAGAGCAAGCAGAGGUCCCCAAGUGAACAACCAUGUCUACAGAGAGUCACCGCGCGGGGGGAUCUACACCCUGCCUCUCCCUGACAUGCAGCUGGAGGGAACGGCAGCACAAACACAAGAACAUCGGAUCAUUCCAGGUGUGGCUCCAAUAUUUCAACAACUGACUCUGCAUAAAUGUAAAACCCUGUUUAUUCUGACUUGGGUCACUGAAACCGAGAUGUUUACUUUUGCCGUCUUUUCUUGGGGUCCAGUGGAGUCGUUGGGUAGCAAACCAGGAACCACAAAAUGUCCGUCCUGCCAGGCCGUCGUCGUCACACGAACCCAGCUGAAAGUGGGCGCUCCGUCCUUCAUGGUCUGCUUUGUGUGCUCCAUAUUAGGUUGUGUUAUAGGUUGUUGUCUCAUCCCGUUCUUCGCCAAACGCUUCAAGAACGUUCACCACUCCUGUCCUCGCUGUGAGACACACAUCUACACCUUCAUGCCGGUCUGACCCGGGAACAUCCGGAGGUUUUGUGUGGAAGUCGUCUGUCCGUUUGUGCGAUAGAUGGAAAUGUUUGUUUCCUCUACGUCUCCCAGCAUCACUCCUUUAUUCAAAUCAUGCUGAGAGAGACAUGGAGCAUAAUGUGGACGUUUUCUAACGCCGGUGUUAGAGAGGAAAUGGAAACAAACCUACAGAGUGUUUUAUUCUUCAUGGGAUCGGACAGAAGCAGCUCCUUAAGACGAGUUAGAACUCUGGAUUCUUCCUCUGGAGAAGACCAUGGAUGAAGGAGGGACAAAGGCCACGGGGUCGGAGGUUAACAGCGGUUUAACGCCGUUAAAGGAAACGGGCUGAAUGCCGAGAACAGGAAGAGAUGGAAACAGAUAUUUUUAGACCCUAAAACCUGUUUUUGGUUGACAUGUAAAUCUUAUGUUAUACAUUUUCUUUUGUCUUUGUGACUUGUAGACUUUAUUUAACAAUUUUUUUUAAAUAAAGCAUUCCUCAUUUACAUUUGCAAAAAAGUCCCAGACGCUCCUCACAGUACACCGACUUUUAUUGACACAUAAAAGCAGGACUUUAUACACAUCUUGUUUUGAGUAUUUACAAAAUAGAGAGCCCGUGGAUGUUACACAUGUAUAAAAAUAUGCCUUACAUCUAUAGAAAUAUGUACAUAAUGUGCAAAACAUAUGGCAUCAGACACAGGAGGCAUGGCGUGGGAGGAGGACGCAGCGUCUAACAUCCUGGAAAUAAACCGAUUUUUGUUCAAAUCGCCUUCAAAAUAAAAGCAUGUUUUUCACUAGAAAUGGGAUGGUUCUGAUUUUCACAGGACAGGUGAUAUGUGCAGAUUUUUUUAAAUUCCUACAAACACAAAAGACCAAAAAUAAAAGCGUGAAGCUGAAGGUCUUCUCUAACGAAGCCCAACUUUGAUAUGAAAUGCCGUAAAACUCACACCAAUAAAAAUCAAGGCAGGAUUUGACGUACAGUACAUCGAAGGACAGCAGUCGUUAUUGCUUUUACAGCUGAACUCGUCCAUCCAGGCAGCAGAACGGUGAAGUCGACGCAUGACGGGCGGAUAGAAACACCAAAGGUCACUCUCAAAAAUAAGAUCCUUCCAAGGACAGUAAAUGUCAGCGUAAACUCAGAACCUCCUGAAUCUAAAACAGCUACAAGAUGAACACGAGAGCAGCGUUUGGCGUUAAGCCAUCAAAUAUUUAAGAGCUGAGAUGAGAAGAACCGUUAAAGGUCAAGUCGGGUUUUUGACCCUGAAAGGGACAGAGUUUUGUCGCCCUCUAGUGGAAGUAAUCAUAGGACAAGUGAUGUUUCUAAUCUGAAUUAAACCACUAAAGACCCACUCCGAUCAUCUAUUGAUUUAUUUUCAGUGGUCUUUUAAAAAUAAUGUUUUUAACCCUUUAACUAUCGCC